Messenger RNA from Cryptomeria japonica (Japanese cedar), 2727 nucleotides. RefSeq names its product DNA repair and recombination protein RAD54. Gene Ontology annotation, cellular component: nucleus. Gene Ontology annotation, molecular function: DNA translocase activity; ATP binding; ATP-dependent chromatin remodeler activity. The transcript has 19 exons. The record is from RefSeq and is a predicted model, not a curated record. NCBI's taxonomy places the organism in Eukaryota, Viridiplantae, Streptophyta, Pinopsida, Cupressales, Cupressaceae. Gene Ontology annotation, biological process: reciprocal meiotic recombination; double-strand break repair via synthesis-dependent strand annealing.
UUGAAGAUUGCCUCCUAUCCUCGCAAAUACACAAGCAUUCGCAUCCUUAGGUGAUCGUCCCAAAGCACUCCUUCACGAGACCCUACUUUAAGUGUACAUUUCAAAUUCAAACUUCACACAGGGGCCAAUAAUUUGGAGGGAAAUAGAAUGCACCUCUUCAGAAGAAACCAGAGCAUUUUACUUCAAACAAUUUUCUUCGUCAUCAUUUUCAGUUGAAUUCUCCAAAUUUGUCCGAGAAGCUCAAUUUAGAGGGCUUCCUUUCAAAUCUGGUGUUAGGCGAGCUAUUUUUUUCCCCUUUCAAUGGCUAUUGUCCAGGACAGCGAGGGAAUUUUAACCCUAGAAGAUGAAGAGGAAGAAGAAAAGGAAGAAGAAGAGGCUUCUGAUGACGAUGGUGAUUAUAAUGACAAUGACGACGACGACUACAAUACAGACGACGACGAAGAAGUAAACAACGACAAAGAUGAAGAAAAUAAUGAAGAUUGUUGCAAUUCAUACCGAGACAGGAAGAAGCAAAAUGUCGCGGCAUUGUUGAGUGGUAAUCUUGUUGUGAGAAGGCAAGCACUACUUCCCAGAGUACUAUCAGUCUCUGAUGGUGCUGCCAUUGCAAGGAAGCCCUUCAAAUCUCCCUGUCCUAAUGGCCAGGCUGACAAGAAUGAAGAACUUACUCGGCGCCUUUUUGCUCGGAAACGAUUUGUCCCAUGGGGUUUGCAGAAGCCAGUCUUGACUCCGAUCACUAAUUUGCCAUUGCUUUCAAAGGUCACUGCCAAAGAGAUUGAGGAGGAGGAGCCAUGUCUUCCUCCUGGCAUUGAGCCUCUUGUCUUGUGGCAUCCAGAAUAUACAGAUGGUGCUGGAGCAGAGUCUGAUCCAAUAGUAGUGGAUCCCAUCCUUGUUCGUUUUCUUCGUCCACAUCAAAGGGAAGGUGUACAAUUUAUUUUUGAAUGCGUGGCAGGCUUGCGAGAGUUCUCAAGGGCUGAUAAAAGUCAUGCUGGUUGCAUUCUAGCAGAUGACAUGGGUUUGGGGAAGACAUUACAGUCAAUUACGCUUUUAUACACCAUGCUCCGACAAGGGUUUGAUGGAAAACCAAUGGCCAAGAGAGUAAUAAUUGUUACUCCAACAAGCCUUGUAAGCAACUGGGAAUCGGAAAUAAAGAAAUGGCUUGAAGGACGAGUUCAUGUCAUUGCAAUGUGUGAGACAAGCCGAUCAGAUGUUGUAUCAGGAAUUAACAUUUUUUUGGACCCUCGUAGUCAAUACCAGGUUCUGAUAAUUUCUUAUGAGACUUUUCGAAUGCAUUCAUCCAAGUUUGAGAAAGAGGGUAGUUGUUGUCUUCUCAUUUGUGAUGAAGCUCAUAGGCUUAAGAAUGACAGUACGAUUACAAAUCGGGCGUUAGCCAGUCUGCAAUGUCGUAGGAGGAUUUUGUUGUCAGGAACACCCAUGCAGGAAAGUUACUACCUUUGAAGUAAUGACCUCGAGGAGUUUUUCGCCAUGGUUAAUUUCACAAAUCCUGGCAUUUUAGGCAAUGCAGGGACAUUUCGUCGCCACUAUGAAAUACCAAUUCUUCGUGGACGAGAGCCUACUGCAAGUGAGAAAGAGAGGAUACUAGGUGGGGAGCGGUCGGUUGAACUCAGUGAAAAAGUUAAUCAGUUCAUUUUGCGCCGAACCAAUGCAUUACUAUCAAAUCAUCUACCUCCAAAGAUUGUGGAGGUGGUUUGUUGCAGGAUGACUGAUCUUCAAGCUAAUUUGUAUCGACAUUUUAUUCAGUCUAAGAAUGUUAAGCAAGCUCUCGAGGACCAAAAACACUCCAAAGUCUUAGCAUCAAUCACAGCCCUUAAAAAACUUUGCAACCAUCCAAAACUCAUCUAUGAUACAAUUCGAUCUGGUAGCACUGAAACAGCGGGAUUCGAAAAUUGUAUACAUUUUUUUCCACAGGAAAUGUUUUCUGGAAGGUCAGGAUCAUGGACAGGUGGUGAUGGAAGUUGGGUUGAGUUAUCUGGAAAGAUGAAUGUUUUGGCUAGACUUCUAGCACAUCUUUACCAAAAGACUAAUGAUCGCAUUGUGCUUGUUUCGAACUACACUCAGACACUAGAUCUUUUUUCUCAAAUUUGCCGGGAAAGAAAUUAUCCAUUUCUGAGGCUUGAUGGAACUACUUCAAUUAGCAAACGACAGAAAUUGGUACAAAGAUUCAAUGAUCCUUGUCAGAAUGAAUUUGCUUUCCUUUUGAGCAGCAAAGCUGGAGGCUGUGGGCUAAAUCUUAUAGGUGGGAAUCGGCUUGUGCUCUUUGAUCCUGAUUGGAAUCCAGCUAAUGACAAGCAGGCUGCAGCAAGGGUAUGGAGAGAUGGGCAAAAGAAGAGAGUGUAUAUAUAUAGAUUUUUAACAACAGGAACAAUUGAAGAAAAGGUGUUUCAGCGUCAAAUGUCUAAAGAAGGUCUUCAGAAGGUGGUUCAACAAGGACAGGCAGAUAAUCCAAAAUCUCAGGUGAAUUCAUUCUCCAUUGAAGACCUACGAGAUCUUUUUAUUCUUAGAGAAAACACAAGGUCAGAUAUUCACGAGAAUAUGGACUGUCAACGAUGUAAGCUAGAUGCAUCAGGAGAAUUUCCGGGGUUUCAAGACCUAGCUUCAGACCCAGUGGAAAAACUGAUUCCAGAUGAAGAUGAUAAUUCAGAUAUUGGCAACUUUGCAAAGAUUUCUGGUUGCUUAGAUAAGCAGAGACAAUCUGAGAAACAGGUUUAA